Molecule: messenger RNA, 4448 nt
Organism: Acipenser ruthenus (sterlet)
Lineage: Eukaryota; Metazoa; Chordata; Actinopteri; Acipenseriformes; Acipenseridae
Product: importin subunit alpha-6
Exons: 14
Coding region: 107-1843 (578 amino acids)
Biological process (GO): NLS-bearing protein import into nucleus
Cellular component (GO): cytoplasm; nucleus; nucleoplasm
Molecular function (GO): protein binding; nuclear import signal receptor activity
Source: RefSeq, a predicted model, not a curated record
CUUUUUUUGUUAAUUAUGUAUUUGUCUCACAGCGUGUGUCAGUCGUCUAGCGAAUCGAAGGAGAGUGUUUGUUGUUCUUUAAUGACAGGCAUUAAAAACACAGCUAAUGUGUAGCAAUGCUUAUAGACUAGCCGGCCUGCACGCUGGAGUGAAUUUAUUUCAACUAAGAGAACGGGUUUGGCAUUAUUUCAGAUCAAAGGCAUGUUGUACGGGGCUAUUUGCAGGCGCAACCAUGGCAAGCCCAAUAAAAGAUAACUAUAGAAUGAAGAGCUACAAAAACAACGCGCUGAAUCCUCAGGAAAUGCGCAGACGAAGAGAAGAAGAAGGGAUUCAGCUUCGGAAACAAAAGCGAGAAGAGCAGUUGUUUAAGAGGAGAAAUGUCUCGCUGCCUACUAAUGAAGAAUCCAUGUUAGAAUGCCCAAUACAGGAUCCUGACAUAAGCUCCACAGUGCCACAUGCAGCAGAAGGAGUAAUAACUCCCGAUAUGGUUCAGAUGAUUUUCUCUGAUGAUCCUGAUCAGCAGCUUGUGGCAACACAAAAGUUUAGAAAAUUACUCUCCAAAGAACCUUAUCCACCUAUAGAUGAAGUAAUACUUACACAAGGAGUUGUAAACAGAUUUGUAGAGUUUCUCAAAAGAAGUGAGAAUUGCACACUGCAGUUUGAAGCAGCAUGGGCUUUAACGAAUAUAGCGUCUGGAACUUUCCUACAUACUAAAGUUGUUAUCGAAACUGGUGCAGUACCAAUAUUUAUAGAGUUGCUCAAUUCAGAAUAUGAAGAUGUACAGGAACAGGCAGUCUGGGCACUGGGAAAUAUAGCUGGAGACAAUGCAGAGUGCAGAGACUAUGUGUUAAACUGUGUAAUACUUCCUUCACUCUUACAAUUACUAACAAAAUCAAGUCGACUUACAACAACAAGAAAUGCAGUAUGGGCUCUGUCUAACUUAUGCAGAGGGAAGAAUCCUCCACCAGAUUUUAGUAAGGUAUCUCCGUGUUUGAAUGUAUUGUCAAGGCUUCUCUUCAGCAGUGAUCCAGAUGUGUUGGCAGAUGCUUGCUGGGCCCUUUCAUAUCUCUCAGAUGGACCCAAUGACAAAAUUCAAGCAGUAAUUGACUCUGGCGUUUGUAGAAGACUAGUGGAGCUUUUGAUGAACGGUGACUACAAGGUUGUUUCCCCUGCGUUGAGAGCAGUUGGAAACAUAGUAACAGGUGAUGACGUUCAAACUCAGGUAAUACUUAACUGUUCAGCAUUGCCCUGUCUUCUGCAUCUACUGAGUAGUCCUAAAGAAUCUAUAAGAAAGGAAACCUGCUGGACUGUUUCUAAUAUCACUGCAGGAAACAGAACUCAGAUCCAGGCCGUAAUAGAAGCAAACAUAUUCCCUGUGCUAAUUGAGAUUCUUCAGAAGGCUGAGUUUCGCACAAGAAAGGAAGCCGCAUGGGCUAUUACUAAUGCAACAUCAGGAGGAACACCUGAACAGAUCAGGUACUUGGUGUCCUUGAAUUCCAUCAAGCCUCUUUGUGACUUGCUGACAGUGAUGGACUCUAAAAUAGUUCAAGUUGCUUUGAACGGGCUGGAAAAUAUUUUAAGAUUGGGAGAGCAAGAAGCAAAACAGAAUGGCACAGGCAUCAACCCUUACUGUUCCUUUAUAGAAGAAGCAUAUGGUCUGGAUAAAAUUGAAUUUCUCCAAAGUCAUGAGAACCAAGAGAUCUAUCAGAAGGCAUUUGAUUUAAUAGAACGCUAUUUUGGUGUGGAAGAAGAAGAUUCCAGCAUUGCCCCGCAGGUUGAUGAGACCCAGCAACAGUUCAUCUUUCAGCAACAAGAGGCACCAAUGGAGGGGUUUCAGCUGUAACUACAAACCCAAAUAACCUGAACAGCCUCCAGGCAAGAGUGCUCCAAGUUUGUUUUGUUAUCCUUAACAAUAUUAUUUAAAUGUUCUUCUUCACAUAGCCAAAGCCUGAAACUGUCCUAAUUAGAGGGUUAAUGUGAGGCUUUUUUUUUUUUUUUUUUAGGGUCCUUUUAAAUGUUUGUGUAAACUUUUUUCUCCCUCAGUGUAAUUUGUGAAUCUUGCUUCAGCAGCUUGGAAACAAAGAAACAAAUUAAGAAAGUUAGAAAGUAAAGGAAUGCUUAACACAGGUCAAAUGGGCUACAUUAAUUGCGACACUCCAAAAUUGAGUUAAGCUACCUCUUAGAACAACAUUUAAAAAUAAAUAAAUAUUAAAAAUAAGGAUGUAGAAAUGUACAUUAUAAAUGCUUUUAAGAUGGCUAUAAAUGUUUGCUUAAAAGCAAGUUAAAACUUGUCAAGACCACAGCGCAUAAAAGAGAAUACAUACUAUUUUUUUUUAUUUAUACAAUUGUAUGGUUGACUUGUCUUCAUGCUAUGGUUGCAAUUAGGUGUGUUCAGACAACUGUCUAAAAAAUAAUUAUUCUAAUCAAGCUCUGUUAACCUAACAAGGUUAUCUGCUAAGCCUAAAUACACAGGCACAGGUUUCAGUCUUUAAACCUGAAGAAAGCUGCACUUGAUUUGUAUAUUUAAUUUAAAUGGAAAUAACUAACUAAAUAUGUGCAUGGUUUGUAUAGUAUUUUAGACCAUGUACUACUUUAAUGUCUAUUUACCUUAUUUAUUCUGUUUAAAGAAUCUAUUAGAAAAAAAAAUUGUUAUAUAUGGGUUACUUUAUACUGUUACACAACAGUUCAUGUGAAAGCAUUUUGUUGGCUGCAAAGCAUUUGUCAGUGAAUUUGAUUGCAGCACUGCUGGUCGUUACUUUAUAUUAAGGUAAAGGGCAGAACAGAAGAGUACUGUUCUCCCAAGUAAUUUUCUGAUUUUAAAGAUGUAAAUUAUCAGAUUAUUACAUUACUGUUAUGAAGCUCAUACAUAUAUUUUUUUGUCAAAUCAGUGAAGCUGCAUCACAUUUAAUAGAUUUCAGUCUUCUUUUUUUAUUAUCUUUAUAAAUUAGAUAAGUGAUUAAACAUGGCUUCUUUGGGUACUUUACUACUUUAUCAAGUAAAUUAGGGCCAAAUGUAGAUCAUAUGACUGUUACAAAACUUCUCUGCUGUGAAUGAAUUAAUUCUUUGUAUAUUAUAUAUACAUCAAACCUUUGUAAAAGCUUGGUAAAUCUAAAAUGAUAUUGCAAUUGUCAUUCACAAGAUUUUGAUUACUUUUAAUAUAUUUUGUCUUUUUAAUUUUGGUUAUGUUAAAGCAAUGAUCAGAUUACUAAAGCAUAUUAUAUGCAGUCAUUUUUUGUAUACCAUACUGUGAAUGUUUGUUUGUUUGUUUGUUUGUUUGUUUUAAGAAUUGUUUAUUUUGUUUCACAAUUGUUGUCAAUUGCAAUCAAAUCAACUGGAAUAUAAUGUGAGAUCUUUUGUAAUGGGAAGGAUGGGGCAGUUUUUGUUCACUGCUUUAUGUUUACUAAACUUUAGUAUCUACUGUGCUGGCAUACCUCACUUUUUUAAGCAAUUAAUUUUCUCUACAUAAUGUCUUAACUUUACCACAAAGCAAUGAAGUGUUACAUUACACUUUUACAUUGUUCUAGAAUUCCCUCAUCAGUGAUUCAUUAAACCUGUAUGAACAUGAUACAAUUACGUGUAUGGAAUAUGUAAUCCACUGUUUGAGGAUUUUUACUCAAUACUAUCUAAAAAAGAAAAAAAAUGAUCAAUGUGGCCUAAUAAACAGUAUCAGAAAAGCACCUGAAAUCGCCAUAAUGUGUUUGUAAUAUUUAAAUUGUGGCAACUGACCAUUCUCUUCUAAUUUUAAUGUGUUUAGCCAACUGAAGUAAAAACUAAUUUAAAAAAAAAUGCUGAUUUAUUAAUGGCUAUACACCACCUUUUUAGAAUUGUUACUUUUCUAAUUAUUAACCCCCAAUUGUAUUGACCUAGUGGGUACAGUUAAGUGAGUUUCCAUGAAUUUAAUAGUUAAAAAUAAAAACAUCCUCGCAAGUUAGUUUUAUGAAUGGGGUCCUAAGUUUUUCAUAUCUGUUUUUCAUAAAACCACAAACUACUGAAAUUGUUUUGUACAAAAUACAUGUACAGUAUGUCACAGGCCAGAGAAAGUUAAAUGUUAUGUGAUAGAUUAAUUGUUGUUUAAUUCCUUCAAAUGGUGCUGUUGGACACAUUUUAAUCAUGUCUGGAUUUUCUAAUAUUUUUCAUGUUUCUACUUUUUUUUUUUCAUUGAAAAUUGUGUGCUGUGUGUAAAUUUUGUAUUUUUCCUUUGAGCACUGCUGCUGGUAGCAGCCACAAAAUGACAGAUCUGCAAGAACUUUGAUUGCUUUACCUACAAAUUUGUAUUGGUUCAGAACAUUUAGAUUAAGAGGGCUGCCUCAUACUGGACUGUAAAGAGGCUGUUAAUUUCUGCUACCUUGUAUUUGUAAUAAAGCAAUCAAAACCCCAUAAUCGGUACAUAUUACUAAGGAAUUUGAAAGUACUAUAGAACAAUUAAUAAUAAAAUGCUCUUUCACAAA